CAUCAUGAUAUGAACGUGAACUAUUCCAACUCACUGAUGACCUUCUGGCCUCAGACAUACAACGAUACUCUUGGAGCUUACAACAGUUACCCAGUCAACCUCAAUGACCUCAUCAGAAUGACUGACGCCAUGCCACUGAAUGCAACGUAUGCGUUUCUCGAGAAGCUGGGUCUAAAAAAUGUUGAGGGGAUCAUCAAAGUCUUAAUGGAAAUCAGACGCGGUUACACACAGGCGUUUCACAUCCCCCCGGACUUCGAUGACAGCUUCCUGAACAUUGGUCUUGGUUCCAUCUUGUCAGAGGUCCCACCUGUACCCGACCUACGACAAGAUGUGGAGAGCCACAACACCAAUCUCACGUCUGUGUUCGACGCCCUUAAGCACUACGCCUACAGGCCGUUCUCUGGGAACCAAAGGGUAAACACCAUCGACCCCAGGACGUACUACUACUUGCGACAGUGGUUGCAGCAGGAGAAACAGGCCGGACACGAUGUAGCCUUAGUGCCGACAUGGAUCCAGGACACUGACGAGGUACGCAUUUGGUUCGACAAGGGAGUCAUGAUGCCAUUUAACGUCAACAACAUUGACGUCACUGUGUGUGCCAACUUCAUAUUUGGUGUCACCAAUGGAAUCAUUAAUGGGCUCUUUCAACCAUCGCUGUUGGAUGAUCCCGAAAUAAUGCAAAUCUAUAAUGAUACAUCUCGGAUGAUCACUUUCCAAGUCCAGACCAACUUCUCUGACCGAGCAGACCUGGCGUUGACGUACUACCCCUCUGUCACUGAGUUCUACUGGUUUGUGGCCAGGACGUACAACAAACUCCAGGAAACCCUGGACAGGACAGGAUCGCUGCCUCACAAGGGAAUGGAACAGGUGCUUGUGGAGUUCAAGCGUGUACUGAGAACAUACGCUAGCCCCAGGGUUGUGGCUCAAGGCCACUCAGGUUCUCAUGACGGCUAUGACGUCAUCUACUAUGACGACUUCAUUGGCAAUGCAGACAAAACAUAUGAAAAUCAAAGUGUGAACAACGCAGAGGACCGCAUAUUCACGACCUCCAUGGCCCUGAACGCCCUACUGACCACCUGGACAACACAAGACCAGAAUAGCGAGAAGGUCAUCUGGGAUAAAGAUACACCUGCUGAUGUAAAGACUACAGUUGAAAGAAUCGUCACCUGGUUGUAUUAUUUCGGUUUGUUUGCUGGGUUCGAACCGUGGAAUGCAUUUUUCUCCGGCUCCUACAAGGGAGUUACGAAUGCGUAUACAUUUUGA
This is a messenger RNA of Haliotis rubra (blacklip abalone), 1263 nucleotides long. RefSeq lists its product as uncharacterized. NCBI's taxonomy places the organism in Eukaryota, Metazoa, Mollusca, Gastropoda, Lepetellida, Haliotidae. The record is from RefSeq and is a predicted model, not a curated record.